CGCAAUCCGCGCUCCUGACCCCAGUCAAUUUAGACAACGCAGAUGAUGAUUCGAGGUGAGACCCAUCGUAUAAACGGCUUGGAUCAGCGAAAGAUGACCCGACGUACCAAAUACCCAUACGCCCAGAUGAAUUCAAGCAAAGCUCACAGAAGAAAACCAUCCAGCAAUGUCAUACCCUCUUCUGCUCCCGCCCUAUGAGCCUUGUCUGUAAAUCCCCGAUACGCUUCCAACCCACCGACACGACUCUCUCCAUCUCCACCCUAUUCAACGCCUGUAAGACCGUCCGAAACCUCGAACAGAUACACGCCCACAUCAUCCUAAGGGGCGCCGAGCAAGACAACUUCCUAAUCACCCGCUUCGUCUGCCUCUGCAACUCCUUCUCCGGAACCCGUUACGCUACUGCCGUCUUCGACCGCGUCGCCCGCCCCAACAUCUACCUUUGGAAUUCCAUCAUUAAAGGGUUCUGCGAUAAUUCGAUUCUUCACAAUACCAUCUUGCUUUUUAAGCGUAUGAAGCGGUCGGAUACCCCUCCUGACCGCUUCACCUUCCCUUCGCUGCUCAAGGCCUGCUCGAAUGAAUUGGCGGUCCGGGAAGGCAAGGCUAUUCAUUGCGCUGUUGUGAGAUGUGGGGUCCAUGCGGAUUUGUAUGUUCGCACGGGUUUGGUUGAUUUUUAUGGGAAAUGUAUGGAGAUUGGGUGUGCGCGUAAAGUGUUCGAUGAAAUGUCCGAGAGGAAUGUGGUUUCUUGGACCGCAUUGAUUUUUGGGUAUGUUUGUUCUGGUGAUGUUGGGGCUGCACGGAAGCUUUUUGAUGAGAUGCCGAAUAGGAAUGUUGCUUCGUGGAAUGCUAUGGUUGAUGGGUAUGCAAAGCAUGGGGAUUUGAAGACUGCCCGGCGGCUAUUUGAUGAAAUGCCGAAGAGGAAUGUCAUUUCGUACACAUCGUUGAUUGAUGGGUAUGCGAAGGCUGGGGACAUUGCCUCUGCAAGGUAUCUGUUCGAGCAGUCUAUAGAGAGAGAUAUAGUUUCAUGGUCAGCUUUGAUAUCCGGUUAUGCGCAGAAUGGUCAGCCAGAUGAAGCACUGAAGCUCUUCAUUGAAAUGCGCAACAAAAAUGUAAAACCCGACGAGCGCAUCAUGGUCAGCUUGAUGUCGGCAUGCUCACAAGUUGGUAGCUUGGAGCUGGCUAAAUGGGUUGAUUCCUUCAUCACCCGAGGUGCAAUUGAUCUCAAACAGGCUCACGUCACUGCAGCUCUUAUAGACAUGAAUGCAAAAUGUGGUAACAUGGAGAGAGCAUUGCAGUUGUUUGAGACGAUGCCGAAGAGAGAUAUGAUUUCAUAUUGUUCAGUGAUACAAGGCUUAUCAAUCCAUGGAUGUGGAGCUGAGGCAGUCAGGCUCUUCCAACGGAUGCUAGGGGAAGGACUGAUACCUGACAAUGUGGCCUUCACAGUCAUCUUGGCUGCCUGUAGCCAUGCAGGUCUUGUUGAAGAGGGGUGUCAAUAUUUCAAAUCAAUGAAGGAAUAUGGCAUACUUCCUUCACCAGAUCACUAUGCUUGUAUGGUUGAUCUUCUUGGUCGAGCGGGGCGCUUGAGAGAAGCCUACGAACUUAUAAAAUCGAUGCCCAUAGAGCCACAUGCUGGUGCUUGGGGUGCAUUGCUUAGAGCUUGUGGGUUGCAUUGUGAGAUUGAGCUUGGUGAGAUUGUUGCAGGUCGCCUUUUUGAGGUUGAACCGCACAAUGCAGGUAAUUAUGUGCUUUUGUCAAACAUUUAUGCGGCUGCAAACAGGUGGUCAGACGUUUCAGAGGUGAGAACCAGGAUGAGAGAGAGGGGGGUCAAAAAGAUACCUGGUUGCAGUUGGAUUUAGCUCAUCUGCUGACACUUUCUUGGAAUAUUCUUCUUCCAUCAACGGCCUACUCAGCCAAUACUACUAAUGUACCCCAUGAGAGCUUUUGGGAAGUGCAAGAAGGUUUCGACGGCUUGUUGGCAAACCUCCGGAUUGUGACUAUAACAAACAUCAUUGGCAGCAAAAACGAACUGCGUUUUGUAGAGCUUGUACUCACGAUUGCACCAGUGCUUGAGAAGAUGAAUAUUAAGAUUCAGGCAAUGGUAGUUCAUGAGCAAUUGAGGAUUUGUAGAGAUUUGUUGGGAUUUCGAAGAGCUUCACCACAAGCCAAGAUCAUCUAGGGCCUCAAUGGAAGCAGUUAGUAUAUUUCUCUUUUUGUUUGUUUUUGAGAGAA
Messenger RNA from Magnolia sinica, 2226 nucleotides. RefSeq names its product putative pentatricopeptide repeat-containing protein At5g37570. Lineage: Eukaryota; Viridiplantae; Streptophyta; Magnoliopsida; Magnoliales; Magnoliaceae. The record is from RefSeq and is a predicted model, not a curated record. Gene Ontology annotation, molecular function: protein binding; RNA binding. The transcript is spliced from 2 exons. Bases 195 to 1853 code for a protein of 552 amino acids. Gene Ontology annotation, biological process: RNA modification.